This is a messenger RNA of Pyricularia grisea, 3621 nucleotides long. RefSeq lists its product as uncharacterized. Gene Ontology annotation, biological process: regulation of ribosomal protein gene transcription by RNA polymerase II. Bases 1 to 3621 code for a protein of 1206 amino acids. Gene Ontology annotation, molecular function: sequence-specific DNA binding; protein binding; DNA-binding transcription factor activity. The record is from RefSeq and is a predicted model, not a curated record. The transcript has a single exon. Gene Ontology annotation, cellular component: nucleus. Lineage: Eukaryota; Fungi; Ascomycota; Sordariomycetes; Magnaporthales; Pyriculariaceae.
AUGACUUCGCCCGUAAAUGAGCCCGAGGGCCCAAGUCGCCCAGAAUCGCCGCGUCCAGACCCCCACGCUCCCGACGAGCCUGCUCCUCCGCCAGUCGCGAUGGCUUCGAACCCGACACCUGCGGCGGAGGUCAAACCCGAGUCCCAAGAUCAGAUUGGAGGUCCGAAAGACGAGUCGAAAUCUGGCCACGACGCGGCCGCCCCCUCCGCCAAUUCGGAACCGCCAGUCGCGAUGGACUCUACCGCAUCCGAACCGCCGGCUGAAGGUAGACCGCAGACUCCAAAACCCGAUUCCGCUGCUUCAUCAAAAAGCCUGGCUACCUCAGCUCUACCGCAAACGCCUGCCGAGAACGCAUCUCAACUGCCAGCGCCUCAGCCAGGCACCGCAACAAGCCAGUAUCAGACUGUGGCGGACCUUCAACCGUUCCAAGCGAACCUUCUCGCUGCCAUCUCCCAGGGCGAACAGGCUCUAACCGCAGGUAUGACAACGCCUAUGGUCGGUCUAAAUGGAGCGGGCGACAUGGGACAGACGUUUAUCGACUGGGACCUCGCGGCGAAGAAUCCCGACGCCAUGACAAGCACAAUGAUUGCUUUUCAUCAGAUCAUAAUGUCGUCGGUGACGACAGCAUCACCUGCGCAACUUCUCAUGGCUAUGAAAAAUGACGGAAACCAGCAGUCUUUAAACCGAGCUGCGAAUCUCCAGCCGACUAUCAACCCCUCAAAUGUCAUCUUGCCCAUCCAGCAAAGCGGAGCUGCAAACCCCCUGGCUGUCAGCAACAGCGGUCAGAUGGAUGGAACUCAAAUUACUCAGUCCAAGGGACUCGAAUCCUUUGCUCGCAUAGAGUUUGCCGACAGCAUCUUCCAGGUGACUACCUACGAAGUCGUGAUUGGUCGCGACUACAAAGCCAUGGUGGAGCAGAAGAAAGCAGAAGACCGGAGGGCCGCACAUCGAGAGCGGGUUCUGCAGGCCCAAAGGGAAGGCUUACCAGAGCCUGAAAUGGAGCCUGAGGAACUUUUCCAGCCACGGGAGAAAUAUAGCAAGUCGUACGUGUCCGAAGAAGGCGGCAUGCUUGGUCCGGCAUCGUCUGAGUCGGAUAAUCCAGACAAACCCCCGCGCAAACGGCGGAAGAGGGUACGAGCAACAGGAGACAAACGAGGGCAGUCUCCCUUGAACAAUGGUACUAGAGGAAACUCUCCAGCAAAUGGACGGCUACUAGGAUUGUUGCCUGACAGGCAAUACGUGGAACACACACCCGGCGCUGCCAAGGUUGACUUGGAAAAGCUCAAACCAUCACCUCAUCAGCGAGCCGAUGUUCGCAUCCAUUCUCCCAGGUAUUCGGGAACAAGGUCGAUAUCCCGAGAGCACCUGAAGAUUCUAUUUAAUCCAGACAAACAAGUGUUCGAAGCGACCUGCCUUGGAAGGAACGGUUUCUUUUACGAUGAUGUCUUCCAUACCGAAAUGACGACAGUAGUGCUCCGCAGCGGUUGCAUGCUCCAGAUCAGCGACGUUGAAUUUCAAUUCUUCAUCAAUGGAGUCAAGGAUGGCGAGACGGGUGCAGAGGACUACCCCGAAGAACAACCAUUGCGUCCACAUUCGGAAGGUGGAAAGGAGAUGAGCUUUGAAUUCGAGAGUGCCCAUGGCGGUGAUGCGCGCAGCACGACAAGCGAAUCAGGAGACGAAGAGUCUCAAGCGCAGGCGAUCGACCCGGACAGCGACGAUGAGCCUUUAUCCGACCUUGAUGAUAUGGAUCUUGAUGAUGCGGGCGAGGAUGACCCUGCUGCAGACGUUCCCAUGCCCACCGUUGAGGAUGAUGAUACAGGUGGUUCAGCCUCGAAGCUGCAGCUUCCUUUGCCAGACUCAUCGGAUACGCCAAAGAAGAGAGGCCCUGGCAGGCCACCAAAGAACGGCAUAAGAUCCAAGAGAGAGGAGAGGCUGCUCAGGAAAGCAGCUCUCGAGGAAGCCAAGAAAAAUGCACCACCACCCGUCCCAGGAGAACCUCCGAUUAAGAGAAAAGUUGGGAGGCCUAGGAAAAACCCCCUUCCAGAAGGGGCCGAGGACAGGCCAGAGAAGCGCAAGUAUAAGCCGCGGAAGCCGAAGAACGAAGACGGCGAGGUUUCGGAUGGCGAGAAGGCUGCCAGAGAAAAGAGGAAAGAGAAACACAAGACCCCGCCGCUCGAGCUCAAGCGGGAGGACUACACCGAGGAGCAGCUGCAGAAGCCCAACAAGAACUACAGUGUUCUGAUUGAUGAGGUUCUCAUGGAAGCGCCACCUGAAGGCUUUACCUUGAAGCAGGUCUACAAGCGCAUCCAGAUGAAGUACCCUUGGUAUUACUUUGAGGUUGAUACCAAGGGCUGGGAGAGUAGCGUGAGGCAUAACUUGAUUGGGAACGAGGCAUUCUAUAAAGAUGAUCACAUGUGGAAACGUGUUCCUGGCGUGGAAUUGGACGCUGGCAGGAAACGUAAAGCCGGUUCACCGGACCAGAAGAUGGCCGCUCCUCCCAACAUGGGGGGUGCAACACAAUGGACUUCACAAAUUCCACAGCAACAGCAAUACCACGUGGCUCAGGGGUAUUCACUUGGUCCGUCGCCAACUCCUGGUAUGCCGAUGGGCCACGGCCUGCCUCAGACGGCCCAGACUCCAAAGCAGCCGCUGCCACCACACCAGCCCACAGGAGUUGUCAAUCAGCAUCCUAUGCCACAGCCCAGCUAUCAGGCCCCGUCGGCAUAUCCACAGGCUCCUACUCCAGCACCGACGCAGUUGCCGGGCUACAUGCAAGGCAAUACUGCACGACAAGCACAGCCCGGGCCGCAGCAAGCACCUUACAAUCCAGCGUUUGCCAAUAAACCACAAUCGUCAUAUGUGCCAGCACCUGUGAACCAAGCUGCCCCGGCUGCGAUGAAUACACCACAGCAACAACCACACGUCCAGCACCAGGCUACUCAACAACAGAGGCCACAACCCGUCAACUACAAUCAAAACCAAAUGCAAGGAGCCCGAGGAGCUCAUCCAGGUACCAUGGGAUCAAUGAACCAGAACGCCGGUGCUCAGCUGGGUGUCAACAGGGCAACGAUGGCAGCACCCCCGCCUGCCGCGUUACCUCCACUCAAACCUGCCAUCGAUCCAGAUGUGGCCAACUUCCUCAAAAACUUCCGUAUUCAAGUGAUCAACCAGCUGGAGAAGAAGGUGCCACAGGCAGCGGAGCUGGUAGCCAUGUCGGUCAUCAACCGUGGUUUAGGCUUCUCUACUAUUUCAAUUGCGCCUGCCAGCGUGGCUCCAGUUGAAAAGGUCAUCAUGACGGUGUUCGACACAGCGAGACAGAAAUAUCCAACGCUUGCGGACCCGAAACUCGUCGAGAAACUGACAUCGUUCAAGAAGCUGGGGAUCGACACGCUCAAGGGGAAGUUGGGAGAGGAGAGGUCGGAAGCACUGGUUCUUUCAGCCAUCAACCGCGUGCUGGGUCUGUGUGAGGCAAGCUUCAUGCAGCCUGCAAAUGACACCCAGAAACAAGAGAUUGAGCAGGCAGAGGGGCUACUUAUCAAGCUUGCUAAGAACAUUGUACUCGAGUUCCAGAAAGAGGUUGCGGCCGCAUCAGUCGGCGCCGUAGCUGGCAACGGCAGGUAG